GCCAUGGAAAAUAGAAACUCGGAGUGGUUCUUCUUCACCUGGACCACUCGAAAGCAUCCAAAUGCAGAAGCCAGCACAAGGGCAUCUCGGGUUGCAGGCCAAGGUCGUUGGAAAUCUACCCAAUCGGUGAAGCUAGUGCUCAACAGCAAGGGCCAGGUCAUUGGCUCCAAGCAAAACUUCAUCUAUAUGGAACGCACCCCCUUGGGCAAGGAGGAAAAGAGCAUCUGGUUGAUGGAAGAGUACUCCAUCCAGAACCUUAGAAGAAGAUGUGGUGAUGCAGCUAUGACGAUGGACCGAAACAAGCUGGAUGACUGGGUUGUUUGCAAGAUUUAUCUGAGGCCGAGUGCUCGCAAAGAAUUGUGUGGUACAGAACUUCCUACAAUGGAAAGCAGAGAGCUGGAGGUGCAAGAAAUAUGGUAUCAACCUUUUGUAUUACCAAUUCAGCAGAUCACUGAAGGAUUUGACCAAGAGGUGGAGUUUUGUUCUUAUAAGUCGCACGAUAGCUCACUACAGUAUCCAUCUCCUGAUGAACUACAAGAGAAUUUUGAAUCACUGCCAGCUGAAAAGAUCCUCCAACAAUUCGCUGAUGCACCUGAUACAAACUCUGAUAUUCUGCAAUUGCCGACUCUUGAUGAGCUAGAAAAGAUUUUUGAACCACCACUGGCUGAUGAGAUUCUCCAAUAAUUCGCUGAUGCACCC
Molecule: messenger RNA, 699 nt
Organism: Phoenix dactylifera (date palm)
Lineage: Eukaryota; Viridiplantae; Streptophyta; Magnoliopsida; Arecales; Arecaceae
Source: RefSeq, a predicted model, not a curated record